Molecule: messenger RNA, 1250 nt
Organism: Trichoderma reesei QM6a
Lineage: Eukaryota; Fungi; Ascomycota; Sordariomycetes; Hypocreales; Hypocreaceae
Exons: 2
Coding region: 360-1250 (296 amino acids)
Source: RefSeq, a predicted model, not a curated record
UCGCCAUCACGUGUUGAUACCUCUCUCUCUUGCCUUGAUCAGCCCGGGUUCCUUUUCUGAAUACCUUCAUACCUUCUUUUUGCCCAACUGCCGUCUUCAGCCUCGUCGCUCUAUCGGCAAAACCCUCUAUUGGGGCAUAUAAUACUUGGCCUCCCGCGCAUCGGCCAUCACAGCCAUCAGACACCCCCCCAGCAAGGUCGAUCUUGGUCGCAGCCACAGCUGACAGGACAAGACAAGACGGGAACACGGGCCAGCUUUGGCCUGGUCUGGUACGGCAUCGAGGCCGUCUCUGUAUAUAUCCGCCUCCCCAGCCCGCGGUCAGCGCUCGCAAGGCUCCAAUAGAGAGGGCUCAACACAUCAUGGAGACCAUUGCUGUCGAGCAUCAGUAUUCGCGGACGCCUCCGAGGCUGUCCACCGAGACCAGCAUGGCCUCUCUUUCGUCUCGAGAUCUGUCAGAGAAGCGGGAGCUGCCUCACCACCCGAUGCUCAGCACGGCCGCGCUGCUGAAUCCCAUCAUCGAAAAGACGCCGCCGCCGGUUGUUGCUGAGCCCGUGCCACUGCAUUUGCAUUCUCAGCCUCAGCCUCCCCAGUCGCUGCACUCGCAAUCAACCUCGCACUCGCUGUCGCGCUCUCCAGUUGAUAUGGCGCCUUCAGCUUCGACGACGCCUCCGCGAGAAUCCAUUGACAGAUCGGUCACGAAUGGCUCUGCAAAUCCAAUAAGACGCACACAACUCCGCACACCCCCAGCGGCAGGAACAAGUCCAGAAGCAAUCCAGAGGCCACGCAAACCGGAAGACCUGGCUGCGAUUCACCGUCCUCCUAUCACCGCAGUGGGGUUUUUUGCCUGCCAGUGCCCGAACUUCUUCUCGUCCUGGACUGCUUCUUGUGCCUCGUGCUUCCGUCAUGUCUUGCCCGCGGCCCAGCUGCUGGCAAACUCGGUCGCCAUGGCCACUGCUUCCAUGGCUUCCUCCUCCUCCUCUUCUUCUUCUUCCUCUUCCCCUCAUCUACCUCUCUGCCAAAAGCCACGCAUAACGCACAGUCUCUCUUUACCGGCACGUCCAGCAGAGCGGAUCAGCCGUUUUGUUCGCAUCGGAGACUUACAACACACACCAUCUCCUCUACCGACAAUCCCCCGUCUCCCUUGCUUCGCGGUUGGCCAUCAGUGUGAGACUCAAUACCCAUGGGCAACUCAUCCGUCACAGUCCCUUGCAGUCUUCGCCAAAGGUGAGCUGAGUGUGUCGGGCCACUGA